This is a messenger RNA of Linum trigynum, 4026 nucleotides long. NCBI's taxonomy places the organism in Eukaryota, Viridiplantae, Streptophyta, Magnoliopsida, Malpighiales, Linaceae. The record is from the annotation of a GenBank genome assembly.
CUUCAACCACCUCUUCCCUCUGCUGCUAUGCUUUCGUAAAACAAGACCGAUAGCUCUUCAGAAUCUCAUCCCUUCUCUCUAACAGCUGAGAAACUGAACUUUGCGCCGGAAGUUAGCUGGGCCGGUCACGUUAGUUCCCGCCGUCGCUUGAGGUGUGAGAAGGAGGAGCUGUAAAUGGGUUUCUGUUGAUUGACCGGGCCAACUCUAUCUGCUAGGUAAUCAACUCCCUUUUCCCCGCAUCUGUGAAUUUCCGCCGGCGGCGCACUGUUCUUAAACAUAGUCUGAGGGCCACCAAAAUGUGCAGCAAUCUAGCAAGAAUCCAUGCGUUCCCUUUUGCAAUUCGGUAUUCCUCAAAACCCAGUUGCUUCAGCCAAUUCCCCUCGACUAAACCCUCGCUAAACCCUGCUUCCACACACUUCACUACCAAAGUUUCAUAUUGUUCUGAUUCCCAGUCCGCCAAAGCAAUCAACUUUCACCCGGUUUUAGGCAGCUGUUUUGGUGAUUCGGUGGAAGUGGGUAGUAGCAGGUGUUGGGGAAGAGGGGUUUCAGGUGGGUUUAGGAUUAGAAUUAGGAGUUGCUCUACUUCACAACGCCCACAACCGAGUCAUGGUAGAAGGAGUGUUGUUGUGAAGGAUGGAAACUCGCUUCCUUGGUUGAGGUCUAACAGAGUGAAGGAUGGAGGGGGGUCGGUGAAGGCUGUAAAUGAGAAGCGUAGUGUUUCUCCUUGGGAGAAAUCACUGCAGAGUUUAGAGAGAGUUAGUGAUUCUACCCCGGAUGAAUCGUCCAGAAGAUUUGGCAAAGAGAGAGUGGAGAGGAGAACUCCUAACUCCCCAUACCGUCAGGAGCGUGGUAGAAGAGUGGAGAACGACAGGGCAGCUGGAAGGACAACACGGUCUUCGUUUGGGGCUAAUAGGUCGGUAAGCAGAAAUAAGCCGAGUAGUUUACCACCUAAAAGGGAACAUGUUAAGGAUUAUGAUCAUGAGGAUGAACAUGUUGAGGAAGAAGUAGAGGAGGAAACCGAGGUUGUUAAUGAUGAUCCUAGAUGGAAUAACAUAAAGAGCAGGAUAGAGAGACCUGAGUUCCAAAGGUGGAAGAAUCAAGAGAACUGGGGAAGAAAGACAUGGAAAGAGGCCAAUACUGAAUCGACCUUGCCUAAGGUGGUUGGUGAAGGGGUUUAUGGUGUUGGUCCUGUUUUGGCUGCACUAUCUGCAGGAAGAAGGGAAUUUUAUGCCCUCUACGUUCAACAAGGGCUGGACCUGAGUAGUAAUAACAGGAAGAAGAAGGAUAAGAAAGGGUUCGAGAAAGUACUGAAGAUGGCUGAGAAACUUGGACUGAGCAUAACCGAGGUUUCUAAGCAUGAUUUGAACAUGAUUGCUGACAACAGGCCACAUCAGGGCCUUAUACUAGAUGCUUCUCCAUUAGAGAUGGUGCAAAUUAAGGAGUUGGAGCCGGUUCUCCCUGGUGAACAAGAGAGAGGAGGUUCACUUUGGGUUGCUCUAGAUGAAGUUACUGAUCCUCAGAACUUGGGUGCCAUCAUUAGGUCUGCGUACUUCUUCGGCGUCUCAGGGGUAAUCCUAUGUGCUAAAAAUUCAGCACCACUGAGCGGUGUGGUGAGCAAAGCCAGCGCAGGAUCUCUUGAGCUGAUGGAGCUCAGGUACUGCAAGAACAUGAUGCAGUUCUUGGUCUUAUCAGCUGAGAACGGAUGGCGUGUCGUUGGGGGUUCAGUCUCCUCAAGAGCCGUUCCCUUGAACGAAAUUGCACCGGGUGAACCGACAAUCCUUGUGCUAGGAAGCGAGGGAACUGGAUUGAGGCCAUUGGUCGAGAGAUCCUGUACUCAGCUGGUUCGUAUCCCUGGAAACAUUCCCGUGGAUGCAGCAGCUGUGGAAGAAAGUGAUGGUGUGGAAGGCGAAGAGGAGAUGAAUGUGGAGCACUCGAAGAAAGAGUUCCAGUCAUUUAUGGCGGUGGAGAGCUUGAAUGUUAGUGUUGCAGCUGGGGUUCUUCUUCACCACUUGAUCGGCAACCAACCAAACGAGCAAUCGUCAAUAGGAAAUUCAUGAUUUUGUUCCUUCUUUCUAGAAGGUAGCUUAUAACUCACAGACCCUGAUUUCUAUUUAGCUGGAUCUUAGCUUCGUUUAUCACAUUUUCACGAUCUUAUAUGAUGCCAUUGAAAUCCUUUUCCAAGAGUUUGCAUUGCUUCCUAUCUGUUUUGUGUAUCUGCUUCUGUUACUCUUUGUUUGUCUUUUGUCUGUUUUAGACAGCUUAUAGAUGGAACAAAGACAGGCAGAGGUUAGCGUGUUUAAGCCAAUUGAUGUAAGCAUGUGCUUCCAUUGUUGGAUUGAAUGUAAUGUGCAUGUGAGCAGUGGAAACAUGAUGUCCUUUUAGAGUCCAAAAGUGUGGAGUCACAGACCAUGAUUCAGGAAAUGCUUUUACUCAAUGAUCCCUCCAUGGAAGUGCCCCUGAUCGAGAAAGCAAGAUGACGAUACAUGGGCACUUGCUUACUUACUGCUUAAGUGAUCACUUUGUGAGUCAGUUAGCAAUUAGAAUUCCACCAUCACUAAUCAUUUCCCGUCUCUUUUUACAGGAUGGCCCAUUCCACCACCAUUACUGGUCGCUUACAGCUGCCCCACUUCCUCUCUGUUCCAGCAAUUCUCAGCUCACAGAUUAGGAUUAGCAUCAUUUCAAGAAACUUCAACGCCCAACUCUUAUUCAGUAACAGUGGUACUUAUGGCCCAUGGGUGUUGCUUUCAGGAGCCUUUUUCCAAUCCAAAGAUGGCUUGGCUUUAACAUCGUCUGUUUUUGUGAUCUAUGCUUGUUGUAGACUUCGAAACUCCACUCCUGAUCUGCCUCGGAAAAGGUCUCCUGAACCAGACCAGGAUUUGGAGCAGAACGUACAACCCUAUUUAAUUAAUCAGCAUGGUUUUUGUUCUUUGGGCAUUCGAACUCUUACCAAACUAUCGAUAGAUAGCGAGUGAAACAUAUAUUUGGUGUGUAUGAAUGGAUAAAUCAGUGUCAAAUUCGAAAGAACCCUUCCCGAAUGAGUGAUUCGAGUGAAAUCUGACACAACUGAGAGGUUUGGGUAAAAUUAUAUAUUUAAAUUCCUCAUUCGUCACAAGGUUCUAAGGUCGUUUGGAAGUUGCGAUUGUUAAAUAGAUGUAUAGUUGAGAAUGCAUGUAUAAUAUUAUACAUGUAUUGUCGAAUUUUAUGCAUUGUAAAAUACAACGUUUGGUAUGUGUGAUUGUGUAUGUCGCAUCAGCUAAAAGCUGAGACAAAACAAUCUCAACUCAAUUAUCUCAACAAUCACAACUAAAAGUUGAGAUAUAACAAUCACUCAAAAUGAGUGAUAGUUUCUGUCACAUCACAGAAACAAUCCAUGUAUUGUUUCUGCUAAAAAAACAAAAAAACGAUGCAUUGUAAACAAUACAUGCAUAAUGACAAUCUCAACAAAACAAUUGCAACUUCCAAACGACCCCUGGGUUUGAUAUUUAAAGGCGGGCAUCGGUCUAUUCGUCAAGAACCAGAUCAAAAUUAAAGGAAAAUUGAAGAUCAUAACCUAACCAAAAGCAUGUUUUGUUCAUUUGGUUCGACUUGGCCAAUCCAAAUUCAAUUUCAGACCACUUUUAUUUCAUUCUUAAAGAUGAUUUUUAGGAUCGAAACCGGAUCUAAAUAUAUUCCAUUUGGUGCAAAUAUAGACUCGAUACAAUUCGAUUCGACAUAGACCGGAUUGUUGUCCACCCCUAGAGAGGUAUUUCGCCUGAUUUGAUGAGGGCAUGAAGAUAAAUCAAAAGAUUGCGAUUGGGCUCGUUAGUUUUUCAGGUGAUGGAGCAGUCUCACUUGUUUUGGAUAAAUUUCAUGAUUGUACUUUGAUUUGUUGCAAAUUACUUGCCUUUCAUGAUACUACGAAGUGGUGUCUUAUCUUGUUGUUUUUUUGUGGAGAUUCUCAACUAGUCAUCCGGGAUGUUAUGUAGAAGAGCUCUACUCAGUCAUGGACAUGUGUUAUUCUAGAGGAAAUACACUCGAUUAUCUUGU